AAAAACACAAACAAGCCCAUGAUCAACAACAAAUUCCCACUUAUAUAAUAAUUAAUAAUCUUAUAUCUAUAUUAAGCUCUGUCAAAUUAAUAUAUUGUAUGUAUCGACAUCAUAUGUAUAUAUUUUUGUUAUCUAAAUCAGCUGUAGCAAAUCAUUCAUCGAUUCACCCUUCCAAUUCGUCUCCAUGUGCUAAAUCUUCAUUCACUCCCAGUAAAGAUUCAUAUCCCAGUUUGGACUAAAUCAUAAUCAUGUCUGUUAACAUAUCCAAAACUAUACUCGUAUUAACCACAAUUUUUAGCCUUUUUCAAGGAUUAGUAUAUGCAAGCUCUCCACAUGUAAUCAGUUUCCGUUCACCCAACCUUUACCCAGAGUCUGUAACAUAUGACCGAAUAAGCCAGCACUUCAUUGUAGGGUCCCUGCGUCACCCGACCAUCCUAUCUGUAUCUGAUGCCGGUGUAGUAAGCACCCUAGUUUUUGACGAAUCCCUCCCUGCCAACUCAUCUUUCCUUGGUGUCACUGUAGAUGUCACUUAUAACCGUAUGCUAGCAGUGGUCUACCGCCAUUCAGAACCUUCCAACUGUGCCCUUGCCGCUUAUGACUUACGUGCCCCCCAUAAACGCCUCUUUCUUGCCACUCUCUAUGACUCUGCAUCCUCCAUUUCAGGAGCUGGAGCCAAUGACGUUGCUGUUGAUUUCUCAGGCAAUGCGUUUGUGACCAACUCUGCCAGCAAUUUGAUAUGGAAGGUGGAUCUUGAAGGCAAAGCUUCUGUAUUAUCUAAAUCUAAAGCCUUUACGAAAACACCUGUCCCUGACACACCCUACAGUGGAUGUGGCCUCAAUGGUAUUGGUUAUGUUAGCAAAGGGUACCUUCUUGUUACACAAUCAAACACAGGAAAGUUAUAUAAAGUUGACUCCGAAGAUGGAACCGCAAGAAUAGUUCAAUUAAACCGUGAAUUGAUAGCACCCGAUGGCCUUGCCAUUAGACGUGAUGGUGUUCUAUUGGUGGUGUCACAACAUAAACUAUAUUUUAUCAAGAGUGAUGAUAGUUGGAGUGAAGGUGUGGUCUAUGACGAGACUGCCCUUGACACGGAGAGUUUCCCAACCUCAGUGACUGUAGGAGCAGAGAACAGGGCGUAUGUGUUAUAUGGUCAUGUGAAAGAGGGUAUUUCGGGGAAUUCACAAAGAGAUCGGUUUAGUAUAUUGGAGGUAAGGUCGGAGGACGAGAGUGGAGUUGAGGCCGUUUGGGUGUAUGUAUUGAUUGGGUUUGGUUUGCUCUAUUUCUUUGUCUGGAGGUUUCAAAUGCGUCAACUUUUCACAAACAUGAACAAGAAAGUCGCGUAAAGAGUAAAGCAUUCUCGCCAGGCUUAAGAAAUUCUUAUAUAAGUUUUGUUUCUGUCAAGUUUGUUUCUUUUGUAGAUUCCUAUACGAAUGCUCUUUUUUGGCCACUUUCUACAGCAGAAAUUGCUAGAAUACUUGUUCAGUGUAGGUUCAGAUAUCCCUUUUCUUGUGAUAUUUCAAGUAACUAGAUGCAAGCAGUUUAUAUUCAGUGGAAUGAUUCUGUAAUAAAUUGUGUAUUCCAUACAGUAAAAGCUGUAACAUGUUUUCUAGGAAGAACAAAUAUAGAUUAAUCUAAACAUGUGAUGAUCUUCAUGAUA
Erigeron canadensis is the source of this 1654-nucleotide messenger RNA. RefSeq lists its product as uncharacterized. The transcript has 2 exons. Gene Ontology annotation, cellular component: endoplasmic reticulum. The coding region runs from base 249 to 1340 and encodes 363 amino acids. The record is from RefSeq and is a predicted model, not a curated record. NCBI's taxonomy places the organism in Eukaryota, Viridiplantae, Streptophyta, Magnoliopsida, Asterales, Asteraceae.